Molecule: messenger RNA, 4473 nt
Organism: Pungitius pungitius (ninespine stickleback)
Lineage: Eukaryota; Metazoa; Chordata; Actinopteri; Perciformes; Gasterosteidae
Gene: pou6f1
Product: POU class 6 homeobox 1
Exons: 11
Coding region: 387-2648 (753 amino acids)
Biological process (GO): regulation of transcription by RNA polymerase II
Molecular function (GO): DNA-binding transcription factor activity, RNA polymerase II-specific; RNA polymerase II cis-regulatory region sequence-specific DNA binding
Source: RefSeq, a predicted model, not a curated record
CCAUUCGAGCCUGCUCCUCGCUCACAGCAGCGAAAUGGCGAGAGGAAAGGAGUAUUUUGGUUAAUAUGCAAUGCUCGUAAUUAGCAUAAUUUAUAUAUUUAUGAUAAAGAGAGGGAAAUACAUAAUAUUCGGUCCCUGGGCACGGGCAGAGGUGCUUUCUGUCGCCUGCACUUCGCGGUUAGUGCUCGUCUCCAGAAGUGGCGUCGCGGAGAGACUUUUAUCGCUCGGGUUGGGGGUGGGGGAGCUCAGCAACACCCGCUGAAGUUUUGACAGAUGUCCCUUUUCUAACAGGGCAUUGCAGCAGGAUAUGCACCAUCUUGAGUCUUUUUUUUCUCCCUUCUUUUUCUUUUACUGAUCUGUGAUGGAGACGUUAUUACUUGUCCUCGAUGAUCCGCGGGGUUUCUUCCCAUUUUGUGCGGCUGAAAGUGCAACACAACACGGCUCCUGCAACGACAGACAGAACCAUGGUUUCGAUUCUCUCGUUUUUUUUCUCACGAGGAUUGGUUGUUUGGAAUGUCAGGGAGACAGUGACUGCCAUGAACUCCCAGGAUGCCCCUGCCAAAGAUGCCCCGCUUACAGUCAACGAGCAGGUCAUUGUGAUGUCAAGCCAUGAGACUAUUCGUGUACUGGAGGUAGAGGUCGAUGCACCUCUGCCAUCAUCAUUGCCGGAUGGGAAGAUUGAAGUCAAAGCUGAGGAGGGAUCGGCUCGACCUGCGGAGCAAACGGAGGACGGCGGCAUACACGACGACCCCAAUGCUCCCCUGAGCACCGGGGCAGCGGUAGGAACCAACGCUGGCUUUGCUCCUGCAGGGCCGGGCGAGCAGCAGGUGGCGUCCGUUGUGGUUCCUGCACCUGCGGUCCAAGCGUUGACUCCCUCUGUGCCCGUCAGUCUGGCCCCGAUGCAGCCCCAGGCCGCCAUGCCCAUCACUGUACAAGGAUGUCCACAGGUUCUGACCCAGGAAGGUUUGGCCACUCUGAUGACGAGUAUGAUGGCCCAGACAGGAACUCUGGGGCAGCCCUUGCUCAUCCCAAUCAGUAUGGCGGGUUCCAUCGGUGGACAAGGAGGGCUGGCUGUUCUCACUCUCCCUACCACCAACGUAGCUACUCUGUCUGGGCUCACAGCAGCUAACACGGCUGGAAACCUUCUCAAACUGCCCUUUGCUGGCCUCCAAGCUGCGACAGUCCUGAACUCUGUCCAGCCCCAACUGCAGACAAGCCCUCAGACCAUGUUCCAGCCCCAAGCUGCCCUACAGCCAGUGCAGGUGACGUCCCAUCCGACGCAGGUGACCAACGCACAGGUGACCGCCGCUCAGGUGGCCUCGCACGCCACCGCUGUGUCUCAGUCCAACAUAUCCUUAGCGGCGAUCCAGACCGCAGGGCUCUCGAUCAAUCCCGCCAUUAUCAAUGCGGCGUCUUUGGGAACUCAGCCCCAGUACCUCAGUUCCCUUACCUCCACUCCUAUCAUCACUAAUGCAAUGUCCAACAUGGCGGGCAUCACAAGCCAGAUCAUCACAAAUGCCCAAGGACAGGUCAUUGGAACCCUCCCUCUUUUAUUGAACCCAGCUUCUCUGGCUGGAGCGACUGCAACACCCACCCUCCAGGGUCUGCAGGGUCUGCAGGGGCUACAAGGUCUCCAGGGUCUGCAGUGUAUACAGGGUCUACAGGGCAUACAGGGCUUGCAGGGCAUACAGGGCUUGCAGGGCAUACAGGGCUUGCAGGGCAUACAGGGCUUGCAGGGCAUACAGGGCUUGCAGGGCAUACAGGGCUUGCAGGGCAUACAGGGCUUGCAGGGGAUACAGAGUCUGCAAGGCCUCCAGGGCCUCCAGGGCCUCCAGGGCCUCCAGGGCCUCCAGGUCCAGACUGUCACCCCACAACUGCUUCUCAACACCCAGGGCCAGAUUAUUGCCACACUGGGGAAUGGAUCUGUAGUUGCAACUUCUGCUGCAGUUCUGCCCAAAGCCGCUGCUCCGCCAACAUUCACCAAACCCAUCACACAGGCUUCAGUAACAACCGUGUGUCAGUCACCGAUUGUCAUCGCCCCGCAGCCGUCUGUACUGAGGAAUUCCACCACGCUCUCCUCCACGGUGCCCAUCAGCUGUGGAGACAUAGCAAAAGUGGGACAGCUUGUCAGCAAACCCCAGCAGGUAGUCAGCGGCGAGGAAGGCAUUAAUCUGGAAGAGAUCCGAGAGUUCGCCAAGAAUUUCAAGAUCCGUCGGCUCUCCUUGGGGCUUACUCAGACACAAGUAGGGCAGGCUCUAACUGCAACUGAGGGUCCGGCCUACAGCCAGUCUGCCAUUUGCAGGUUUGAAAAGCUGGAUAUCACACCCAAGAGUGCUCAGAAGCUGAAGCCCGUGCUGGAGAAGUGGCUGGCCGAGGCUGAGCACUGGAACCAGAAAGGCCAGCAGAAUCUGAUGGAGUUUGUUGGCGGUGAACCAUCCAAAAAGCGCAAGCGGCGUACAAGUUUCACACCACAGGCGAUAGAGGUUCUUAACUCUUACUUUGAAAAGAAUGCGUUGCCAACAGGUCAAGAGAUUACAGAAAUGGCGAAAGAGCUAAACUAUGACCGAGAGGUCGUGCGAGUGUGGUUCUGUAACCGACGGCAGACGCUGAAAAACACGAGCAAAAUCAAUGUGUUCCAGGUCCAGUAACGACCUCUUUCUGGGAGACGCGUUUGGGGAGUUUUUUGGAAGUUGAACAUUUAAUACGGCAGCACAGUUGUGAACUGUGUUGUAACUAUAAGCCAAACUCCAUUAAGGACUAUGUACUUUAAUAGAAAAUAAAGAAAACUACACACACUUCAAGUGUAAUGACAGAGUACUAAAAAAGAAAGUUGAUAAUGUAUUUUAAGUCUGUAGUACAACUCCCGUGUGGUGGGUCUCAGUCAGAUGCCAUGGGUGUAUUAUCAUAUAUAGUGAUGGUUGUACAGCGAUAACAACAUCAUAUUUAAAGCAUUUUAACUUUUAUACAAGUGAUUUUAUAGAAGCUCUCUCUCUGAAUUAUAAUAAUAAUAAUAAGUGGCAGUGCAUUGAGUCACAUUGAUUUUAGUCACAUUGUUGUCACUAUGUCACAGUGAGUGACAUCACACUGAUAUUUGAAUAACAUGCUUUUGUCACCAUGAUUAGGGUUUAUUUUAUAUUCAAGUAGUACUUGUACUACAUGAGCAGCUUUGCAAACACAAGCCUCUGUAGAUUGAACGUAGGCAAUCACAUAUCACCUUAUUUCCAUCAGAGAUUGUCGUCUAAUUAAUGCCAAAACGGACUUUGCUAUCUAUGGAACCUUGACUCCAACCUUUUUUGGGGACAAUCAUGAUUUUGAUAUUUGUUAUUGAUAAUCAACAAUUAACAUCUGUAGUCAUUUGUAGAGUCAUUUUUUAUGUUUCUUGCACAACAAGUUCUUAUAAAAAUAUUACUAUCAAUUCAGCUAUUACUUUUGACACAUCUAUGAACUGCGUUUUUUGUACUUUAUAAUGUUUGUUUCUAGUUUCUCGAGAGUUACUAAUUGUGGGUGAAAUGUGUGUAAAUUCACCCAGUCUGUCAUGUUUUUACACUUUUUGUUUAAUGUGCUAAAGAUACUCUGAGAGUAUCUUGUGUUUCCUCUUUAUUCACAGUUGUACCUGUUCACUCAGUGGUUUGAGGGUGGUUCUGCAACAUUCGCUUCAAAUCUCAAGUGAACUUUUAUGAAGGCAGUUUAAAACAUUCUCGCAUUGGCCACAAACAUUAGCAACGGGUUUUUAAAAUACUCCUAUUAAGCCCAAUAUAAAGAAAAAUGGAACUGUCUUUUUCAGCCAAGAGAGGUUUUAUGUUAUGAUGACCUUCAGAAUCUGAAUGAGUAAGGAGAGUGCCAAUGCUAAUAAUUCUUUGCACUUUAGUGACAUGAGGGACAUUAAAAGGGAUACUAAUGGUUUAUGUAGAGCGUAGUACAUGCAGGUUAAGUAGUUAUGAAUGUGGGAGAAUUUAUUUUCUGCAUUUUAAUGUUGUUGAAUCUUUUCAAAAUGUAGCAGUAUUAGCAAAACUGCAUUCAUCAAACUUAAGAAGCAAAAUCUGUCCCUUACAUUAAUGUAAUUUUAUUAAGAAGAAAUUUAAAAUACUGCAGUUUAAAUGUACAAGCUAAUAUGCAUUGGUACCAUUUUUACACUGCAGAUAUGAAAAUGGUGCAUAUUUUCCGUUUUAACAAUUUAAAUGAAUGGGCCUAUUUUGCAAUGGACAUACAUGAUACAUAAACAUACAAAAUUAUAAAUAUUACAAAGUUCUUGCUAUGAUAUGUGUUUUUCCUUCUGUUCAAUGUGGGGGGACAAUUUAUAAUAUUGUUUAAUCUACUAAGUUAUCACUAGAGAAAAGAAAAGCUAAUUUACAUUAUUAAUUUGCCCUGCAAAACUCAAAGAGUUCGAGUCUUUGCGAGAAAAGAGAAAAAGUGGAGCUGGAUGUUUUUGUCAUUUUCUGUCAGACAAAUAAACCCUGGUUUUAUUAAUCUCUA